Molecule: messenger RNA, 4217 nt
Organism: Dimorphilus gyrociliatus
Lineage: Eukaryota; Metazoa; Annelida; Polychaeta; Dinophilidae
Source: the annotation of a GenBank genome assembly
CAAGUUUACAAACUCUUUUUAAAGAAAAUUUAUGCUAACUUCAGCCAAAAAUCAACUAACAAUGUAAAUGAGACGGUUCAUAAAACGGGACGUUUAUGACCGAAAGUCUUCAACUUUAGUUGGUUAUACGUAUAUAACCAAUUCUAUCGUAAAGAUAUCUAGAAUGUGUAGUUGAGGGCCCCGGUGAAUCGUUCAGCCCUCUUUUUUCUUGCAGCGUCAGGAAAAAUUUUUAGGGUCUAACUGUGACUCGGCAUUUUUUACCCGUUCUGACCAAUUGACGUUCAGGGCGGGAAACUAUAAAAGUGGUCUGUUUUUGGAGAAGUGGACACAUUCGUUCCUUUGCUUCAAAGUAGAGAACAAUGAAUUCUUUAAAACUUUUAACUUGCAUAUGGCUGCUAACUUUCAUUGCUGUUGGACUGAUUGAUGCUUCAGAUGACUGCUUUGAAAGAUAUGAAGGCUGGUAUCUAGAACAGGGAAAUGUUGAAGAGCGCUUCGAAAAGAAUGCUCAUGAUUGUAAAGUUGCUUGUUUGAAUGCAAACUACAAAUGCGCAUCUGUUCAAUAUGAUAGAUCGACUGGACUAUGUUCCCUUUCGUUGGAAACUAAAGAUACUAGGCCUCUUUACUACAAAAGUAGUCACAACUACAUUUAUUGGCAAAGAAGAUCUGAUUGCCAUGCGAAUUGCUACAUAAAGUCUUUGAAGGGAGGACAUCUGCUUCAAGCUAAAAGAAAGAUAAUAAAGAAUAGAACUUUCCUAGAAUGCCAAGAAGCUUGCUUUUUGGCCAAAGAUUUUAAUUGUAAAGCGGCCAGUUACGACAGUAAGCAUAAUAUAUGCUAUCUGAGCGAAAAAACAAGAGAUUCACCCAAUUCUCCAUUCAAAAUUAAUGUUGAAAAUCUUUGGUAUUUUGAAAAAGUUUGCCAUUCGUAUCCAUGCUAUGAAGCAUACGAUAACAUAAAAUUAAACAUCCACGAAAGUACCAGCCUACCAUCCUUAUCGUUGGAGAAUUGUUUGGAAACUUGCCUACAGAAUAGAAAUUGUCAUUCAGUUCAAUACAAUAAAUUUCUUAAAAUCUGUUAUUUAAGUAAAGAAAUAAGAAGCGAAAGUCCAAAGAAGAAUUACAUCAAACAUCAGAACUAUAUUUACUUUGAGAAAAAUAAACAUUGUUUGUCAAAUUGCAAAUUGAAUAGAUACGAUAAUAGAUACCUUGAUGGUAGCUAUGCAAAGAAGUAUGACGAUAUAAAAUCAGAUUUGGAGUGUUUAAAAUUAUGCCUUACAUUUGGAGGAAAAUGCAGUUAUUGUAAAUCUAUACAAUACGAUAAAAAAUCAGAAAUAUGCUAUUUGUCUGAGGAAACCCACAUAACCAAGAAAGAUGAAUUUAAAUCAAACAAGAACUUUGUUUAUUGGUACAGAAAUCACGAAUGCGAUUCUAAUUGCUAUUACGAAUAUUCAAUGGGAAAGUAUUUAUCAGGCUACAGUAAUAGAAUUUUAAAAAAGCAUACCAUUCUACAAUGUAUGGAGGCUUGUUAUACAAUUGACGAAUUUCAUUGUAAAUCAUUCGAUUACGAUAGUAAAUUGAAGCAAUGUAAAUUAAGUUCAGAAUCAAAAUUCACUAAACACGAAAGCUUUAAAGAUCAUAAAGUGUUUGGCCAUUAUCACAAAAUCUGCAAAAGUAACUAUCCGUGUUUUAAAACUUACGCAAAUAGAUAUAUGGAUGAUGAUUUUUACACAUACACUGACAAGACUGAAGACGAAUGCGUAAAACAAUGUAUAAUUGGAGAAGUACCUUGCAAAUCUGUCUCGUAUAAUAAAAAAACAAAGACUUGUUAUCUAUCAAGAAAAACGAAAGACUCUCAUCCAAAAUUCUACAAAGAUAAUGAUUAUUACAAUUACUUUGAAAAGGAAGAUUAUUGUCAACCAGAAUGUAUUGCCAUACCAUUCCCUGGAUAUUUCUUAUCAUCCCACCAAAUUGAUUCAUUAAAAACAAAGUCGGAAAUAGAAUGCGUUAAAACUUGUUUGAAAACUAAACCAUUUGGUUCCUGCAUUUCGGUAGAUUGGGAUUACAAAACGAAACAAUGCAAUUUACACGAUGAAACAAGAAUUUCUAAGUAUUCGUCGUUUCAACAAUCGAAAUCUCAUAUUCAUUGGCACAUUGACUGCGGUGAUGAAUGCUUUGAUGAAUACCCUUAUAGAUCAUUGCGUAAUCAUCAUAUUGAAACGAUAUCCGAUUCAUCGGAGGAGCAUUGUAAAUCGUCUUGCCUCAAAUCGGUUAAAGGUUGUAGAUCUGCUGAGUAUGACAAGGAUACGGAAAUUUGCUAUAUUUCAAGAGAAACUAAGAAAUCUAAACCCGAUUCAUAUCAGCUAUCGAAAAAUAGAAUCUACUGGGAAAGGAAGCACGUUUGCCAACCGGAAUGCUACUUUACUGAACACAAUAAUAGAUAUUUAUUAGGACAGAAUAAAAAGCAAGCUAAAGUCCAGAAUGAGCUCGAAUGCAAACAAUUAUGUCUAAGAGAGGAGAAAUUUUCAUGUUUGUCGGCAUAUUAUAAUAAGAAGACAAACGUAUGUUAUCUAAGCGAGGAGACACACAAUAGAAAACCUCUAUUAUGGAAAGAAAAUACUCAAUAUAAAUACUGGGAAAAGAUUUGCGCUAGAAAUUAUCCCUGUUUUAAUCAUGUCAACGGAAAAUAUCUCAAAGAAAAAUAUUACUUAUCCAAAUUUGGCCUAACGGAGGAACAAUGUCUAUUCUUGUGUAAGAGAUCUCUUUGCAAAUCUGCAAACUACAAUAGAAAAACCAAAAUGUGCUAUAUAAGCAAAUCAACUAGUAAACAUUAUCCAAAAGCAUUCAACAAUCAUAACAGCUACGUUUAUUUCGAAAAGAAAUCUAGCUGUAAUCCCGAUUGUUAUCAUAAGAGAUAUGCGAAUAGUUAUCUUGUUGGUUCUUACGAACUAGUGAAACAGGUUUCAUCGGAGGAUGAAUGUUUAAAACUGUGUUUAAAUAAGCCUAAUUUGUGCAAAUCGCUUAACUAUCACAAACUACAAAAAAAAUGCUACUUAAGUAGAUACACUUCUUCGCAAAACGCUAAAAAUUUAAAGAACAGUAUCAAUUACAUUUAUUACGAGCAAACAUGUGAAGACGAUUCGAAUCAUUAUAGCUGUUUUACUUCGCACAACAAUCAAUAUUUAAUCGGCUAUAAUAAAAAGAUUCUGAAUAAGCAAACAGAAGAGUCUUGCUUGUAUUCGUGUCUCACCGCCAACUUUAUUUGCAGAUCCGCCGAAUAUUCAAAAACAUCUAAGAAAUGCUAUCUAAGUAUGGAAAGUAGAAAAACAAAACCGAAUCACUACCAUCAUCAUUCUUCCUACAAAUAUUUCAAUAGAAAUGAAGAAUGUUUCAAGAAUUGUCCAGUGCAAACAUUCUUGAAUAGAAUUCUAGAAAAUUGGAAUAUUAUUAAAUUGAAAACGGCGUCAGAUUUAGAAUGUCUUAGCGAAUGUCUAACAACAAGAAGUUGCUCUUCUGUCCAUAGGAAUAUGUGGGUUCUCUCUCAAAAAUCGCCGAGUUCUCUCUAUUCGUCGAAUGCUUCAAAAUAUUAUGAAAUGUUUUACCUCAAACCGGGAUGUGCUAUGGAAGAGUUAAUGUCAGCUCAUCAAACAAUGGUCAGACGUAAUUCAAACAAUUUGCAGCUUGUUAAUGAAUUUAAUAGGGCAUUCGAAAUUGUAAAGAAUGAUAUAUCUAAACAAAAAUCACCCCGCAACAAAAGCAAAAAUUCAAAAUAUUCACAAAAAACCAUGAGUUUUUCUGGUGGAAUCGAUAGUAUGGUCAACAGUCUCGUCGAACAAAGUCUCAAACAAACCGAUAUGAAAAACCUGAAGGGAGCUGGAAAACCCCUAAAGUACGGUUACGAGUCUCCAUACGUUGAUCACAUGACAGCUAAGAUGAAUGAAAUUCUUAUUAAAAAUGAAGCGACAGCUGACUGGAUUGAAAUGAGGAAACGAGCUGUAUCAACUAGAAAAAAUGCAUUAAAAAUUUUAAAGCUUGAAUAUGAAAAUUUUCAAAACGGCGACAUAUCUAAACAAAAUUGGGAGUUAGCAAAGAUUAAGCAUGCAGCAAAAAUUAAAAAAGCUAACGAAUAUAUAAGUCAAAUGAAUAUGCUGGUACCAUCUUUAAGUUUACAAAGGGGCUACUUUGAUUCAGAAAGAGAUAUUAGAAAAGUAACUAAUGAAUAA